GCCAUUAACAACAAGGCUAGUGUGAGUUAACACAUUGUUCAGAGAACAAGAACCUUUGAACCAAGAUUUUACAUAUCCUAGCUUCUUCUCCAUCAUGACUUCUGUUCUUCACAGCUUUACCUCUUCGCUGAGGAAUAUACCGACAGCAUCAUCAUGGUUCGAGGCCUAUGUUGCCCUCUCCACAUCUCUGAUGCUUUUGCAAACUGCGACCAGUCAAUUCAUACCGGUAAAUGUUCGAUCCUACAUCUUCGAAAGAUUGAAAAGCUACUUCUUCGGAACUGUUGCGGGUAUCUCUGAUCACGUCACUCUCACCAUCCAUGAGAGCUGGGAGAAUAUGGGCCGUAACGAACUCUAUGAUGCUGUCAACGAAUACCUACCUUCCAAGAUCAGUCGUGCAAACAAAAACCUUAAAGUCGGCAAGUUCGGAGGAGGUAAUAAGAUAGCAAUGGCAAUCGAAGGUGGAGAAUCUAUCGUGGAUGUCUUCGACGACGUAAAGCUUACAUGGAGAUAUUCCCGUCAAAAAGAUAGGCAACAGCAGGAAGAUCCAACACAUUUUUCAUCUCGUCCAGCUCAAUCAGAUCACUCAAGGCCCAUGUAUGUGCUAAGUUUUGAUGAAAAUGAUAGAGAGAAAGUUAUGGAUUCUUAUCUGCCUCAUAUCUUGGACAAAUACAAGGCCAUGAAAGAGGGAGAGAAGGUUUUGAAGCACUACACCAGGACGAGUGGUUCAUGGCAAUCAUCCGUGCUAGAGCAUCCAGCAACAUUCGACACGCUUGCCAUGGAACCCGAGUUAAAGAAGGCCAUUCUCGAUGAUCUGGAUCGGUUCCUGAGGAGGAAGAGUUUUUACAAAAAGGUUGGGAAAGCUUGGAAGCGCGGGUAUCUAUUGUAUGGCCCUCCUGGAACCGGGAAAACGAGCCUCAUUGCGGCUAUGGCAAAUUACUUGAAAUUUGACGUCUAUGAUUUGGAGCUCAGUGGUGUUCACUCCAAUGCAGAUCUGAUGAGAUCGUUGCGUAAUACGUCUAAUCGUUCCAUACUUGUGGUUGAGGAUAUAGAUUGCAAUAGAGUGGUCCGAGAUCGAGCAGAAAAAGUUCGUGAUCAUCCGAUUCAUCCUUUUGACGAUCCCACGUUUAGAAAGCUCACGCUCUCAGGUCUACUAAACUCCAUAGAUGGUCUGUGGACAAGCAGCGCAGAGGAGCGAAUUAUUGUAUUUACUACCAAUCACAAAGACCAAAUAGAUCCAUCAUUGUUGCGUCCGGGUAGGAUGGACAUGCACAUUAACUUGUCCUUCUGCAACGCUAAUGAGUUUCGAAUCUUAGCCUCCAAUUACCUGGAUAUCCACAGUCACCCACUUUUUGAACAAAUCGAACGCUUGUUAGAGAAACUACAGAUCACUCCUGCAGUAGUGGCGGAAGAAUUAAUGAAGGAUGACGAUGCUGAAGUUACUCUCUCGGGACUUGUUAAUUUCCUUGAGCGAAAGGAGAUGGAGGGCGAUGGAAUAAAGGAUGUAAAUACGAAGGCCACCAUUCCGGAGAUCAAAGAAGAUGAAGAUUGAUGACAAAAAUAAAGAGAUCAAAGAAGGGAGAGUAAAGGGUGAUCUAUAAUCUUAUUAUGAUCUAUAUUUAUCUUAAUGAAUUCAAUCAAAUUAAAAUAAGAAAUGAAGAACUGGGCCCGAAUUAAUUUACUUGUAAAUUGAUUUCAUGUGUUUAAUUGAUUUCGGUUAAGUCGGUA
Molecule: messenger RNA, 1725 nt
Organism: Alnus glutinosa
Lineage: Eukaryota; Viridiplantae; Streptophyta; Magnoliopsida; Fagales; Betulaceae
Product: AAA-ATPase At3g50940-like
Exons: 2
Coding region: 95-1549 (484 amino acids)
Molecular function (GO): ATP binding; ATP hydrolysis activity
Source: RefSeq, a predicted model, not a curated record